Molecule: messenger RNA, 3882 nt
Organism: Rhipicephalus sanguineus (brown dog tick)
Lineage: Eukaryota; Metazoa; Arthropoda; Arachnida; Ixodida; Ixodidae
Product: innexin shaking-B
Exons: 1
Coding region: 686-1789 (367 amino acids)
Cellular component (GO): plasma membrane; gap junction
Molecular function (GO): gap junction channel activity
Source: RefSeq, a predicted model, not a curated record
CCAGAGUAGUGCGCGCCGACUCCGAGUGAACGCGGGCGCCGCACGAAGGGGACGGCGGGCCCCCCCUCCCCCUCCCCCCCUGCUUGCCCGGUCUCGGACAUCGGCGGUUGCGGCUGAGACUCCGCGCCUGGGGUCCCUAAAUUUAGGCGCGCCGGGCCAUGCUCUCGGCGCGAGUCGUCGCGGCUGCCUGCUCGCCGCUUCGGGACAGGAUACAUGCGUCCACGUGAAGUUGCGCCUAGCGACAACGCGCCUGGAAAGCCGCUCCCGACAUUGUCGUCGUCCAGUCAACUGGCGCCUUGCUGCGGUGGACGAGUGACCAGGCAGGCGAACUACGGCAGCAACUGUGAGCGUCGACCAAGAGUGCUUCAACAUUUGGCAGAAUUGGCUGAACAAGUGGCCGCAGCGUAUGGACUAGAUUGAUUAGUCAUAUACAAGUGUUCAUCUUUUACAAUCCACACUCGCUGUUGAACAAUGUUGCGUUUGUAUUUGCCAGCCCAGAGUAUUAUAUAUUCGCUGCAUGUAGCAAGAAAAUGACCUAAGGAGUACGAAACUGUGUGCGCCGAACCAGUUACGAGGACAACGCUAGAGCCUACGAAAAGAACGAUAGUUGUGUCUUAGUUGCCUUAAGCGUUGGACCUACUACGUGAGCUAGGAACGCAAGUGGCGGCUACCAUACAUUGGAAACAUGCUGGAUAUCAUACGUAGCCUGAAAUCGCUCCUCAAGACAAGCCGCGUGCACAUCGACAACGAAGUAUUUCGCCUACACUACACGGCCACGGUUAUAAUGCUGCUGGCUUUCUGCAUCGUCGUGACCACCAAGCAGUUUGUCGGAGACCCAAUUGACUGUUCCAAGUCCACGGACGUGCCCCAGAGCGUCAUCAACACCUACUGUUGGAUUCAUGCUACUUACAGCGUGACGAGUCUUAUGCGCCGUGACUUAGACACCAUCGUGUACCCUGGUGUCGGACCGGGCAGCUCUAGUAACGUGCUCAGCGGUACCAAGGAUCACAAGUAUCACAGGUACUAUCAGUGGGUCUGCUUCAUGCUGUUCUUUCAGGCCACAAUGUUCUACCUUCCACGAUGGCUGUGGAAGUUCUGGGAAGGUGGCAAAAUUCAAGCACUCAUGAUGGACUUGGACGUCGGAAUGUGUGGCGAAGCGGAAAAGAAGCAGAAGAAGAAGCUCCUGGUCGACUACCUGGUCUCCAGCCUGAAGCAGCACGACUGGUACGUGGCGCGGUACUUUUUCUGCGAGCUGCUCGCGCUCGUCAACGUGGUGGGCCAGAUGUUCCUCAUGGACCGCUUCUUUGACGGCGAGUUCCUCACCUACGGGCUGGACGUGAUCCGCUUCCUGGACCAGGACGACGAGGAACGGGUUGACCCCAUGAUCCGAGUCUUUCCGCGAGUCACAAAGUGCCAGUUCUUCAAGUUUGGCCAGUCCGGGAACCGGGAGACGCACGACGCGAUUUGCAUCUUACCGCUAAACAUUGUGAACGAAAAGAUCUACAUAUUCCUCUGGUUCUGGUUCAUCCUACUUGCGGCGGUCACUGGCAUGGUUGUGCUGUUUCGCGUCAUCAUCACUGCCUGCCCACCGGUGCGCGUGUACCUGCUGAACCUGCGCUUCCGCAUCGUGCAUCUGGACCACCUGCACACCGUAGUGCGCCGGGGCUCCCUCGGAGACUGGUUCCUCAUCUAUAUGCUCGGUCAGAACGUUGACUCCAUCAUAUUCAAGGAAGUGAUUUCCGAGAUGGCCAAGCGCAUGACCACCGAGCCCAAGGAGUCGUCCGCAUGACGACGCGAGUCCCGGCCGCCGCCGCUCGGCCGACACCCCUUCCACCCAGUGCCUCCACCGCCGCACGAAGACGUCUGACGCAAUCCCGAUGGCCGCGUGUUACCGGUGUCCUCAGGAUGGCGGGGUCUUGCCCGGCGGAGCAGCAUGUGCUGCCUUUGUUCACUACAUGCUCUUCUCUCUUUUAGUGCACAGCCGAGGCAUCAGUCUCUGCGGCUCGUCACAUCUACGGUAGUCAAGCGGUGAAGCAGCCAAAGGUAUAGUCUUGCGCACUAGCCAGAACUGAAACCGCCGGUGCAACCCGAGUAUCCUUGCCUUACAUUGUUAUACACCGUGCAUUGUUGAUAGUGCAGAUCCAGUCACAUUCUUGCACUGUGGUAAUGUUUGCCGCACGGUAUCAUUUCGGUAAUUGUCUUCUUUUGCUUGGGACUGGUUGCACCAACACAGCUUGCCAUUCCUGCGGCUCGUGGACAAUUAUUGCACUAAUGAAAAUAGGACCAUAACUCAUUCAGGAAACCAGAAUCAUGUGCUUGAUAUUUCACUCUCGUAAUUAUUGCAUAGCCCAUUAUACUUUUUUCUUUCAGCAUGGCGUUGGUGCAGCUAGUUCUGUUUUAGGUAUUUGUAGAUGUUUUCUUGAAACGUAACCACAGAAGCACAAAUAUGCUACUGUGAUUAGGGUUCAAGAAGGAGUAUUUUACUUGUUUGUGCCUGCCCUGAUGUCGUUCUUGUAUUGCGGGCAAAGUCUAAGAGUGACAUAUCCCCUACCUUUGAGUCCUCCAGAGAUCUCGAAGACUACACAUAUUCACUUAUGUCCACUUCCUGAAAGCAAGUUGGGCGCUCAAUAAUAGAGAACACUGUCUCACUUGCGACACGCACAUUUAGCCCUAGUGCGUGGCGCAAGCCCUGUUAUCCUAUAUUACUGUGCCGGAGUACUUGGCCGUUGAAAAGAACAUUUAGGACUCACUCACUAAGGACACUUGUCUUCCUGGAGAUUCACAUUAUGCGUUUGCGCUAUUAUCAUACCGCCUCGGUAUGAUAAUAGCAAAAAAUAAAUAGUUUUUCUAACUUUUUUAUCUUUACAGUGAAAGGAAAUUUUGUGACAUCCAUUUUUUCGGUCUUUUAGAACUUCCGGCUCGGCACCAGUAUUAUGUCUGAUUCCACUGGACUGAAAGUGGUGCCGCAGCCACGAAAAGCGUGCACGCACGGUUUCUCGAUUUGCGUCUAUUGUUUAUACAAUGAAAUACAAAUUGUCAAGUAAAUAAUUAUCACCGCCCAGCUUUAUUCGCGUGAUACUGCUUUCGCUGAAGCUUUGCACGGGAAGACUGCCACAUCCUCGUACACAUGGAAAUCCUUUGUCGCUCCUGCAGCCAGCCGAAGGCAGUAGGAAUUAUUGCACAUUUGUAUUCGUGGUCCUGUGCACUGCUAUGUGGAACCUGAAGUACGCCUAAGUACUUUUUGCACCCGAUGCUUUUGUACCUAAUGUUAUGUGUUUCUGAGCAAUAACUGUAAGCGAAGCGCAAGAUUCCAGCCGGGAAGGAAAAAGAAAGCGGAAAAGGUAAAGAAAUUAAGAUAACCUUUCUCUGGCGUCAGCUAGCUGAAAUACGCUUAUAUGAAGUAAACAAAACAGAUCCUGUGUCUUUUUCUAAGACUUUCUGUCGUCAAUGUUUUAGUAUUUCAUUUCAAUCCUUGGUUCGCCUUUUAGUAGCCAAGCGACAGCGCUUAAUGCGAUUGAGGGAGGGGGGGGGGGGGCAAACAACAGCCUGUGAUUUGACCAUGUGUUUGCUCGAGAAACCAGACAACAUUCUUCGCUUAUAGUUUUAGAUUCUGCGGAAAAAGCGCAAAGAAAAGCAUGGGAAGAGGUGCAGAAACGACAUUUCCUAAAUAAAGUGAGAGUAUAUGCUAACGUGGCUUGAAACGUUACUCUGCAGACUAUAAAAGCUUUGAUCCUUCAUUUAACCCACUACUGCAAAUAUAUUGAUAGGCCUCAAGCACGUGAGUGGGACAUACUUCUGAACGCGGGCAGCAUCGUGUCGUAAUCUCUUCGAGCGUGGGCCCUCUCCUCGUUGAUCACAUUGUCUCGAAGUUCCAAGAAUACU